GAAUCAGAUCAAUUGUGCAUUUAAUUGGAACGGAUUUUAAUUUGGAUAUAAUUAUUUUUUGAGAACUAGUACAAAUAAAAUUAUUUAUUUCUUAAGUUCUAAUCAAAUCAAGUUAUAUGUGGGCCGGUGGUAGACAAAGUGUGGUAUUCCACAAGAACUUGAGCUCUGAUAAUAAAUAGCCCAAUACAGUGUGAAAAGGGCCGACGAGCCCAAUUCAAUUACAAGCCCAUCUAUUUCUUUUUUUGCUUUUCUUAACCUCUUUUUUUUUUUAGCGCCUUUUUCUUUUUCCGAGUAGCGUUAAAGAAAAUAUUGUUAUUCUCUGGCUUUCGUGUGGCGAUAGGAAGACCAAGCAACCCCAAAUUCUACCGCUUUUGCGUAUUCUUCCGACCAACCAAAUAGAAAUUCUACACGAUCCACAAAACAAACAGAUUCCCUCCUGACGCGUAUUAUCUCCUCCCCUUCUUCCUCGCCGCCACGGCGCCUCCUGAUCAACCGACGAACCCCGCCGGGAAAGCCGUGAUUUUCCGGCGAACCGACGGCCGAGAUGGUGUCCCACUUCGAUAACUCCACAUGGGUCUUCGAUAACGACUUGAUUAAUGACCUCCCCGUCCCUCUCGGCGGCGAGCUUCCUUCCCUCGACCCUCCGGUUCCUAUUUGGUCGGCCCAUCCUUCUUUCCCUGAUUCCGCUCCCAUGAGAUACAAUGUUCCGUUCAAUGUCCCGUUGGAGAACUCGGAAUGUGUCAAGGAAACUGGGUCUAGGAAAAGGGCGAGAGAUGAAUCUAGCAGUGCUCCACCUCCUCCUAGGUCGAAAGCAUGUAGAGAAAAAAUGAGGAGAGACAGGCUGAAUGACAGGUUCAUGGAGCUGAGUGCGAUUCUCGAGCCAGGAAGGCCACCGAAGGUGGACAAAUCAGCCAUCUUAGUGGAUGCUGCUCGAAUGGUGACUCAGCUGAGAGACGAAGCUGUGAAGCUCAAGGAGUCGAAUGAGAGCCUGCAAGAGAAGAUCAUCGAAUUGAAGGCAGAGAAGAGUGAGCUGAGAGAUGAGAAACAGAGGCUGAAGACAGAGAAGGAGCAGCUCGAAAGGCAAGUGAAGGCCAUUAGUAUUCCUCCAACGGGAUAUCUGCCUCAUCCUCAUCCAAUGGCUGCAGCUGCAUUUGCUGCUCCCCCGCCUGGUUCAAUGGGAGGCAAAUUGAUGCCAUUUGUUGGGUAUCCUCAAAUGUCUAUGUGGCAGUUCAUGCCUCCUGCAGCUGUUGAUACGUCGCAGGAUCAUUCCAUUCGUCCUCCAGUUGCUUAAGCUAAAGCUUUCAGGCAAGGCUCUAUUACUGACUUCACUGGGAGCGGGACACCAAUGGCAACACCCUCGGUUGAUGUUUGUUUAUAGUCAUUCUUUAUUGGUAUGGUUUUAGUUAUUAUCAGAGUCGUUUUAAAUCGCAAGAGUUAAAACUACAUCGAUGCGGAACUGACUUGUUAAUCUGUGUUUCGUACUCUCUCUGUCACAAAUUUUGGCUCAUCAUUGCUACAAGAUUGUCGUGGAAGCAUUGAUGAGAUUCUUGAGAGAUUCAUAUAUGCUUUGUAAGGUUACUAGGUGAGGCCUCUUGUCGAUGGGCGUUCAUGACCAAGUUUUUGACUUACCUUAUGCCAAGGGCUUAAAUAUGAAAUCAGAAUCCAGUUUGUGCACAAAAUUUUGUUUCUUUUCAACAGGGAGGUUUGAAUCACAUGUAGCUCCCGUCCCUGUAAUCUCUCCAGAGUCCAGACUUGGAGAGCUCCAUAAAUGGUCAUCAAAACUGUACUCUAUUGCCAUGACAAUGGCAACUGAGAACACUAUAAGUGAAGCUUUUCCACCAUACUCUUGCAUGGUCUUGUGCACCACCAGCAAUCAGAGAGCGACAUGAUGAAGCAUGUAGCCGAAAGAAUGAUGGCUGUGUUGAUGUGCUCCAUCCUCAGCAGUAGGUUCUGAAUAGCAGACAUGCUGGAGGAGAAGAACACCAUGAAGGAGCAGGUUGCAGCUGUUACUUAUAGAACAAGAUCGAUUUCGGUUAGGUUCGACAACCAUUUUGUUCAUACCAGGCUGAUUGAUGUCUGGGUUGCAUCGAACGGAAUCAAACUGUCAAAAUCAUAUUGAAAAGGGAAGCAUGAACCUCGGCUACGAUUCCAACUUGAAGAAGGAGCGGGUUGAUCAACAUGCCACCUCCAAUGCCAAAAACUCCUCUGAGGAUCCCUGCGAGCAGCGCCCUUAUCAGGAAGAUGAUCCUGUUAGUGGCGGCUCUGCUUAUUCUGGCUGAAACUUGCAUGUUCUCAUUGUUGUUGGUUGGCUGAUGAAUGAUGAUGUUCAUGUUCUCAGGUCUUGCUUCUCAGCAGGAUCCAUGCGGUGAAAAGUAUUGAUAGUUGAUAGUGGGAUUUGGAGCGAUGUGCCCAAUAUUCGAAUCCGCGUAGUAGCGUAGUCAGGAAUUUUCCUAAGGUGGGUCCAACGACUAAAAAUAAUAACAACAUAACUUAUAUUAAUGUUUUACAAGGACCCACGACGUGUUUUUAUAUUCUGAAAAGUAUGUAAAAUACAUUUAUCAUCUAAACUAUCGAGGAUGUCGCUCUCAAUGUAGCCAAGAUCAGCAUGGUUUCAUUUCACUUGGUAGAAAGAUUUAGUAAUAGAAUUACCAAUACCAU
Linum trigynum is the source of this 2658-nucleotide messenger RNA. Lineage: Eukaryota; Viridiplantae; Streptophyta; Magnoliopsida; Malpighiales; Linaceae. The record is from the annotation of a GenBank genome assembly.